CUUAUUGAUCCCGCCUCCAGUCCCGGACGCGGCGCGUGAUUGGCUGGCGCCGGAACGGUCUGCUCCCGGCCAGGCCGGGGUGGCGGAGACUAGGCCUCAGGCGGCGGCGGUGGCGGCGGCGCGAGGCAGUAUGAGUUGAGACCGUGAACAUGGACUUUUCUCGGCUCCACAUAUACACGCCGCCUCAGUGUGUGCCCGAGAACACUGGCUACACAUAUGCACUCAGUUCCAGUUACUCUUCCGAUGCCCUGGAUUUCGAGACUGAGCACAGAUUGGACCCCGUGUUUGAUUCUCCAAGAAUGUCCCGGCGUAGCUUGCGCCUGGCUGCCACUGCGUGCGGCCCUGAAGGGGGCCAGGCGGGGGACACCGCCUCCUGCCUCAGCGGCAUGGCCUCCCUGAAGGACAGAACGGCCAGAACAGCAAAACAGCACAGAAGUGCGAGCAAACUGGCUUUUAGUGUAAACCGGCCCUCGAGGCAGGUUGCUGCUGGCCAGAGCGGCGGUCUGCAGGGCGCAGCCUGUCUACGGCCGCCCGUGCUGGACGAGUCUCUGAUCCGAGAGCAGACCAAAGUGGACCACUUCUGGGGUCUUGAUGAUGACGGAGAUCUUAAAGGUGGCAAUAAAGCUGUCGUUCAGGGAAAUGGCAAAGUGGCCGCAGACGCAGCCUGGAGCAACGGCUACACCUGCAGGGCCUGCACCCUGCUGUCCGAGCACCAGGACACCCUCCCCGCGCAUGGCGCCUCCUCCAGAGUCUACUCGAGGGACAGGAGUCAGAAACGCGGUGCGUCCCUCUACCUGGAUAGGAUUCUGUGGCUGGCCACGUACACUUCGUCGUCCUUUUCAUCAUUCUUAGUGCAACUUUUUCGAGUGGUUUUAAUGAAGCUCAAUUAUGAAUCAGAAAAUUCCAAAUUGAAAAGCUAUGAAUCAAAAGAUCGUGAAUCAGAAAGCUAUAAGUCAGAAAGCCAUGACUCACAAGCUCGUUCCGAUCCCUGUGGGAGGAGGACAGUAACAGAGUUUCUCAGAGAGGACGGUGACCUCAGUGUAAAUGGGGAGUCGUGUCACGUCUCGGAGCGGGCGCUGCGGAGGACCGGAGCUGCAGCGUGGUCUGUGUCGCAGGCCGUGUGGUCGGCCCUCUGGUUGGCCGCCGCGGCUCCAGGGAAGGCAGCCUCUGGCAUCUUCUGGUGGCUGGGGAGUGGCUGGUACCAGUUCGUGACUUUGAUUUCUUGGCUGAACGUGUUUCUUCUAACAAGGUGCCUUCGGAAUGUUUGCAAGUUUCUCAUUGUGCUCGUUCCACUACUCCUCUUCCUCGGUGCCGGCCUUUCCUCACGAGGCCAGGACGGCUUCCUCUCCCUCCUGCCUGUGUUCAACUGGACACACAUCCUCAGAGCACAGAGGGUGGACGACCCCAAAGACAUGUUCACACCUGAUACUUCUCACCUGAGCCAGCCUCCGGAGGGUGCUGCGGAGGCGUCUCCCUGGCGUUGGAUGAGUGAGGUGGAGAGGCAGGUGACCUCGCUGUCCGGACAGUGCCAGAGCCGUGACGAGAAGCUGCGAGAACUGACGGCUUCGCUCCAGAAGCUGCAAGUGCGGGUGGACCAGAUGGACGACGGGGGUGCCGGGGUGUCAUCCCUGGUGACGAGCGUGGUGGGGCAGCACUUGAAGGACCUGGCAGCCGGCGGACUGCUGGGCUCCCAGGCCGACUCGGGGACCUUCCACCACCAGCAGGAAUCGCGCAUCUCAGACUUGGAGGCUCUUCUGGGGAAGCUGGCGGGAAAGUUGGAGGCCAUCCAGAAGGAACUGGAGCAGACCAAGCGGAGGACAGAGAGCUCGCCCGGGCAGGAGCAGCACCUGCCGUCGGCGGUGGCGCAGCUGGAGCGCGACCUGGAGCACCUGAGGUCGGACAUGGCGGCCUGGCAGCCUCUGAGGAGCAGUUGUGAGGAGGCCCACACGGUCCUCGGAAAGGUUGAUGCCCAAGUCCAAGAGACGGUCAGACUCCUGCUUUCCGGCGACCAGCAGGACGGCUCCCUGGACUGGCUGCUGCAGAAGCUGUCUGCGCAGUUUGUCAGCAAGGGCGACCUGCAGGCUCUGCUGCGAGAGCUGGAGCUGCAGAUACUGAAGAACAUCACCCACCACAUUUCUGUGACAAGGCAGGAGCCAACCUCUGAAGCCAUCAUGGCCGCGGUGACCUCGGAGGGGACUUCCGGGAUCACAGAAGCGCAAGCUCGCAUCAUCGUGAACAACGCGCUCAAGCUGUAUUCCCAGGACAAGACCGGCAUGGUGGACUUCGCCCUGGAGUCUGGCGGGGGCAGCAUCCUGAGCACGCGCUGCUCGGAGACGCACGAGACCAAGACGGCACUCAUCAGCCUGUUCGGCAUCCCGCUGUGGUACUUCUCCCAGUCGCCCCGCGUCGUGAUCCAGCCUGACAUCUAUCCCGGGAACUGCUGGGCGUUCAAAGGCUCCCAGGGCUACCUGGUGGUGCGGCUGUCGAUGGAGAUCCACCCGACCAGCUUCACGCUGGAGCACAUACCAAAGACGCUGUCGCCCACGGGCAACAUCGCCAGCGCCCCCAAGAACUUCUCCGUCUACGGACUAGAAAAUGAGUAUCAAGAGGAAGGGCAGCUGCUGGGACAGUUCAUGUUCGACCAAGAGGGCGAGUCGCUCCAGACCUUCCCUGUCCCGAAAAGACCUGAAAGAGCUUUCCAAAUAGUGGAACUUCAGAUUUUUUCUAACUGGGGCCAUCCUGAAUACACAUGUCUCUAUCGGUUCCGAGUUCACGGAGUCCCUGUCAAGUAGACACGCUCCUCACUGCUGCUGUACAUUCUGUACAUACGGGGCAGCCCGAGACACGGGCCUUCCCUUCGUGGACAAGGGCGUGGAACAUGGGAUGUCCCCUGUUAAAUAAAUGCUGCUGACUGCCAGCAGGACACGGGAAUUAGCAAUGAAUGUGUGCGCCCCUUGCUGUUCUGUCUGUGGGAGGCUGCCUGUUGAGGGCUUGGGUUUACGGAGACCUGUUGGCCACGGUGGAUCUCGGAAAUGCAUUUGAAUGUAUGGCUCACAAAGACACUUUGUUUGGGGGAUUUGUUUUUAAACAUAAAGCUGUUUAUAUUCAUUAUUUUCUUGACAUCGGGAACAAAGCAAGUGACAUUAAAAGGUUUGAUGAGUUCUUGAAGCUUCUACACAUAGCCGAUCACUGGCCUUUCCAAAGAACUCUGGGGCAGCUGCCUAUUUUCUCUCCAGCUCACAGUUCUUUCAGGG
Pipistrellus kuhlii (Kuhl's pipistrelle) is the source of this 3254-nucleotide messenger RNA. RefSeq names its product Sad1 and UNC84 domain containing 1 (gene SUN1). Gene Ontology annotation, biological process: nuclear envelope organization. NCBI's taxonomy places the organism in Eukaryota, Metazoa, Chordata, Mammalia, Chiroptera, Vespertilionidae. Gene Ontology annotation, molecular function: protein-membrane adaptor activity. Bases 150 to 2792 code for a protein of 880 amino acids. Gene Ontology annotation, cellular component: nuclear envelope; meiotic nuclear membrane microtubule tethering complex. The record is from RefSeq and is a predicted model, not a curated record. The transcript is spliced from 22 exons.